Messenger RNA from Heterobasidion irregulare TC 32-1, 1296 nucleotides. RefSeq lists its product as uncharacterized. Gene Ontology annotation, molecular function: double-stranded RNA adenosine deaminase activity; tRNA-specific adenosine deaminase activity; double-stranded RNA binding. The record is from RefSeq and is a predicted model, not a curated record. Gene Ontology annotation, cellular component: nucleolus; cytoplasm. Bases 1 to 1296 code for a protein of 431 amino acids. Gene Ontology annotation, biological process: adenosine to inosine editing; RNA processing. Lineage: Eukaryota; Fungi; Basidiomycota; Agaricomycetes; Russulales; Bondarzewiaceae. The transcript has 6 exons.
AUGCAGCCAACACCCUCGACUUCUAGUAGUGCGACAGCAGUGCAGGCAGGUGCAAUCGAUAAUGUAGUCAUCGAAGCUCUCUCAAAAUACAGGUCUUUGGCUGCCUUCCCUCAACCGGGAAAAUUCACAAUCUUUGCUUCCUUUAUCCUCUCAUCGCGCACUGUACAAUCUUGCAAGGUCAUCUCAUUGGGCACAGGUUGCAAAUGUCUACCGGCCACGCGUCUCCCACCAAAAGGAGAUGCCCUCCAUGAUUGCCACGCCGAAGUCCUUGCCCGGCGCGGAGCCGUGCGUUGGUUUCUAGAGGAAGCCCAGAGAGACGGAAACAACUCUAUGAACGUCUCGUUGUGGAUCUCCAGAGGAAAAGAUGGACUGUACGAACUCCGCGAAGAUGUCGAUCUCUAUGUCUAUGUCUCUACUCUGCCAUGCGGAGACUCGUCGACGCGCCUCCUCGCUUCUCUUCAAGAUCCAGCCAUGGCUGCUUUAAAGGAUUCAUCCACCUGGCCCGACCUUCCUCCAGGUACCCCUUCUCGUGGCCGCGACGACUAUGCACGACUUGGGGUACUACGUACCAAACCAGGGCGCGCAGAUGCACCGACGGUGCUCAGCAUGUCAUGUAGUGAUAAAAUCGCUCGUUGGUCUGUCCUUGGUAUACAGGGUAGCCUCGCGAGUAAUAUCUUUAGACCUAUCUACCUAAGUGGGAUCAUCAUCGGCGAAGUCGAUGAAGAAAAGAGGGAGACUGUACGGAUGGAUUGCGAGCGAGCAUUUUACGAUCGAAUAAAACAGCUCGACAGCGCGAUUCUUCCCUGUGGGUUUAGACUUGCGAAACCGUUCAUAUGUUUUACAUCACUACCCUUCAUACACUCACAGACUACUCUUGGUCUCACCACUAGAGCAUCCAACGACUCUAUCUGCUGGAUUGCAGACUCGGACAAGCCUCAUGAAGUCCUCAUCAAUGGGCUUCGGCGAGGUGUUCCCCCAAAACAUAUUUCCAACGCGAAAUUCAGACCACUAUUGUCGAAAAUUUCUCUAUAUGCCGUCUAUCUAUCGACGCUCGAAGCACUCAACCUCCCAUCACCACCCGAGUCAUCGACCUACUAUGUCGUCAAACAAUCCGUCGUUCACUAUCAACACGCAAAGCAUGCGCUCCUCGGUCCAAGCGCGCCCUUCGCGGGCUGGAUAUGUAGUGGGAGGCGAUGGGAGGGUUUCGAUUCUCAGGGAGCACUUUCUGACGCUCCCGUUUCCGUUGCAGAAGACCUUACCGUUGUCGCUGAAAACGAAGCUCAAGUUGUGUCCUGA